Messenger RNA from Sebastes umbrosus (honeycomb rockfish), 3959 nucleotides. RefSeq names its product adhesion G-protein coupled receptor G6-like. NCBI's taxonomy places the organism in Eukaryota, Metazoa, Chordata, Actinopteri, Perciformes, Sebastidae. The coding region runs from base 118 to 2277 and encodes 719 amino acids. Gene Ontology annotation, biological process: adenylate cyclase-activating G protein-coupled receptor signaling pathway; cell surface receptor signaling pathway. Gene Ontology annotation, cellular component: membrane. The record is from RefSeq and is a predicted model, not a curated record. The transcript has 17 exons. Gene Ontology annotation, molecular function: G protein-coupled receptor activity.
CAGAGGAAGGUGAGGAUUAAAAUACUUCUGGCUGUUAAUCCAUUAUAGAAAAAGUACUUUGGGAUAAAGAAUUAUUCAUCUACUGUAGCAGUGAAUGGAUCACACAUCCUGACCAAGAUGCAACGCCAACGAAAGAACAUGAGCUGGAUGACUUGGGUUUUGUUUGUGUGCCUUCUGUGGAUUUAUCUUGUUUCCAGUGGAAAAAACGAGGGAAGUAAGUCGGGAAAAUGUUGGAAAAACAUUUUUCAGAAAUUAAGACAGUGUUUGCGCAAGAGUGAGAAAAAACAUGUUGUUGUUGCUGAUAACUUCAGAGGCUUCAUCAAUGCAGAAAAACACUGGACUCGGAGUGAAGGUUGCAUAGUAUUUCUGCCGAAAAACACAACCAAAACAGGGUUGUGUAAGAGGUGGCCUCAAAUGGUAAAUCGUAAUGGUUCUUCUCUACUGCUCAUCUCAAAAUGGCAUAUCAACAAGAAAUUUCAUCUGUGUGUCCUGAAUGGGAACGAAUCAUCUGCCCUCGCAGAUUCAGAGUGCGUUUUCAAACACACUACCACAGAACCUUGCCAGACUCGAUGUUUGGAUACAGAGACCAUAUGUGACCGAGAACGUCGUUACAAUGAAAACAAGUGCAGCAAACUGAGUCUUGGGGUUGGAGGUGUGUACGUCAUCAACACAUCGACAACAGAGAGCAACUGUUUAAACUGCAAAAAUCGAGUGGAAAAGCCUGAGGAAAAGGUUAAGAUCAAUGCAACGUUAAAGACUGAAGAAGGAGAAAAACUUGACGCUACCCAAGCUGUCGACAUCAUGAAAAAAAUGGCAGACCUCGUCUAUUCCAUCAGCGGGUCUUCAGCUGAACUGACUGUGGGAGAAGAAGUUACGGGUAUCUUAGUGAGAGAAACAGUGCCGGAGGAUGUGGACGAAGUCUCCUUUGCUUAUGCGUCCCCAAAUGACAGCAUGAGUAUUGUAGAUGGCGCAGAUGAGCUGGCUCAGUAUUCAAGAUCUAUCACAGUGUCAAAAGAAGCGUUUGAAAAAGCUGUGAGUUUGAACGUUAGCAUGCCAUUUGCAGCCAUUUUACGAUUCAACAAUCUGGCCUUGGAUGAGAAGAACAGCACUGUUUUAGGUGAUGAGGUUUUAGCAAUUGAAAUGGGAACAGUUAUCACCAAUCUCACAGACAAACUAAACAUCAAUUUUCGGAAUAUGGAAUACGAAGGAAUUCCAUCUUGUCACUCAUGGAAUGGUGAUGGAAGCCGACCAAACUGGACUGAAGACGGAUGUCUGACAAUAAAAAAUGGGAGCAACAUUACAUGCGAGUGUUCGCAUUUGACAUUUUUUGCUAUCUUAUUGACUCCUCUUAAUGAAACCAUAUCCAGUUCUGACCUGAAGAACCUCACCAUCAUCACCCAAGUUGGCUGUGGCUUGUCCAUGUUCUUCCUCAGCAUUGCCCUCUUCAUGCACUUCCUUCUGAGGAGGAAAAAGGCCAGUAUAGCCACCUUGAUCCUCAUCAACCUGGUGUCAGCCAUGUUCCUGCUCAACCUCACUUUCCUGAUCAACAACUUUGUGGCAGAAAUGACGAGCUCUGUGGGUUGUAAGAUCAUGGCGGCUCUCAUGCACUACUUCAUGUUGGCCACUUUCACUUGGUUCGCUGUGCAGGCCUUCCACCUCUGCCUGCAGCUGUAUGUUGGGGGCAAAAUUGUAAUCCGUCACUACAUACUCAAAGUCUCCAUCACCAGUUGGGGACUUCCGAGCGUAGUUGUGAUUGUCCUGCUCAUCAUCGGAAAAUAUGGUGAACAAGUCAUCUCUACUAGUGACGCUGAAGAAGACGUGAAAAUGUGCUGGAUAACAGACAACGACGUGCACUUCAUCGUCAACAUAGGUUACUAUGCGUUGGUCUUCCUCUUCACCUUCUCCACCUUCAUCGUCAUACUGUCCUGGCUCUUUUGUCUCAAGAGAACGAGCACCGCAGUGCAGGUGGGCUCAAACGGCAGAAGUAUCGUGGUCCUCCUGGGACUGUGUUGCCUGCUGGGGAUCACUUGGGGUUUUGCCUUCUUCGCCUACGGCGCCCUCCGGAUCCCCUCCUACUACAUUUUCACUGCCCUCAAUUCUUUCCAAGGUUUCUUCCUGUUCAUCUACUACUACAACACCAGCCACUCAGCAGAGGUAAGCCGUGAUGUGGGUGUUAAUAACAGCUCAGCCAGCACCACCAGCACACUUAAAACCGUCCUGGACAGCGUCAAGAACCCCUACAGCAACCAGCCAGACAAAGAAAUAAAGGAGGACUGAAGAGCCAAGAUGGUCAGCUUGAAGUAUGAGACUUCAAGCAAGUAGAGUUAACUAGAAAGUGUGCUGAUGUAUAACACUGUAAUAGACAUCUUUCCUGACGUAGUUAUUGCUAGUCCUUAUAAAUGUACAGUAUAGGAAAAUGACUUUAAUUCUUCAUUGUUUAGUUUCUUAGGACUAGAAUUUGUUUUGCACAAUUUUAGGGCUGCAAAUAGAUUAUUUUUAUUGUUGAUUUUUUUCUUGAUUAAUCGAUUAGUUGUGUGGUUUAUAAAAUGUCAGAAAAUGGUGAAAAUUGUUGAUCAGUUUUUCCCAAAAGCUUAAAAUGAUGUCCUCAAAUGUCUUGUUUUGCCCACAACUCAAAGAUAUUCAGUUUACUGUCAUGGAGGAGUAAAGAAACCAGAAUAUAUUCACAUUUAAGAAACUGGAAUCAAAGAAAUUUGACUUUUUUUACUUUAAAAAUGAUUCAAACCGAUUAUCAAAAUAGUUGGCGAUUAAUUAAAUAAUUAAUGACAUCAAUUAAUCGUUGCAAUUCUUCAUAAUUUCAGAGUUAAUUAUGAAAUGUAAUCAUUUUUGACAAUUUCUUAAUGGAAAAACUGGAAAAUAUAAAAACAAAAACGCUAAUUUGAAGCUUUUGAAUGCUUAAUGAUUUAAUUAAAAUUACAUUUUCAGGCCCCUCUUAUCUUCCAAUAUCUUCAGUUGUGGGUAUACAGGUAAAAAUAAAGUUUCCUAAAGUAUGUUUUCACUGUUUGAAAUAUGAAAAUGAGAUGAGGAGAAUGAGGAAAUAAGAAUCCUUUAUUCAGUUACAGUCACAAUAACAUUAAAACAUACAUUAAGCAUCAAUAUACACUAUUUUUAACACUCAUUUUAAGUUGGGAAAUUGUUACUUUUUACAACAAGAGAGCUUCAGCUUCCUGGAGAGCUUCUACCAUUUCAGCAGCCUCCACGGAAAAGUUCUCCCUUUCCUGCAUCAUAUGUUCCCGUGCUUUAGUCAGUUCUGUCAUCGUUGUUUGGAUAUCCUGUAAGUGUGUAAAAGGAGGAACAUUUAAGAGACACUCCAACCAUCCCUUACAUCAACUACAACAAAGUUUCUUGGAGUUUAACUCACCUCUAGCUGAGCACGUUGCUGUGAUGCAGUGUCUCCAAACGCUUUUAAUUCCGUCAGCAGAUCUGUGGAGACACUCUGAAAUGGAGAAGAUGAAAGUUGUGUUUAAUAGAUAGCACUGCUUAUGAUAGCCAAAAGGCUGCAACUACGUUUGGAGCGUUAUUUAGCCUCCUUCUCAACAAGCUAGUAUGACAUGUUUGGUACCAACCAUCACUUCACUCUAGCUUUAAAACUGAGACUGCAACAACCUAAAAAUUGCAAGUUGCAUUAACGUGUUAAAUAAAAAAGUGGCAUUAAAAUGAAUUUGCGUUAACGCGUUAUUAUCGCAACUUUGACAGCCCUAGCUGUAACCUUUUAUGUGUAGGAUACAAGUAUAGUGUAGUAGUGUUCAUAUAUAUUAUCUAAAUAGUGUUUAGUUAUUUUAAAACCAGUUUUUUUCUUAAUUGUGUGGUUAAGUGAAAUAUAACAAGUGCAUGUUUAUAGUUAGUUGUGUGAGUUUGAUUGAAAGUUUGAUAGAGCAUAUGACAAAAAAUACAUGUACAUAUAACAUCAGGUAAACUGAAAUAAAAUAUACGUACCAUAA